Messenger RNA from Komagataella phaffii GS115, 597 nucleotides. RefSeq lists its product as hypothetical. NCBI's taxonomy places the organism in Eukaryota, Fungi, Ascomycota, Pichiomycetes, Pichiales, Pichiaceae. Gene Ontology annotation, biological process: tail-anchored membrane protein insertion into ER membrane. Bases 1 to 597 code for a protein of 198 amino acids. The record is from RefSeq and is a predicted model, not a curated record. The transcript has a single exon. Gene Ontology annotation, cellular component: GET complex.
AUGGAUCCUUUUUCAAUUCUUCUCACAUUGACGCUGAUUAUACUGGCCCAAAAUGCAGUUAGAAUUGUCGGCAAGUCCCAAAUCCAUCAGUCUAUAUGGAAUUUGUAUCUUAGGUAUAGCAAUGAUCAACAGAUCUUAAAGCUGAGGAAUCUUAAAGCAGAGUCUUACGACGUUUAUAAGCAACGGUCUAAUACCAGUGCUCAGGAUGAGUAUGCUAAGUGGACAAAACUGAACAGAAAGUACGAUCAAUUGCAGACUGAAAUUAAAGCUGUCUCAGAUCAGGUAUCCCAACAACAGCAGGCUAUUGAAAAGUAUUUGGGAUUGGCCAUUAGUGUUACUACAACUCUCCCACUGUGGCUAUUCAGAUUCAAAUAUAGAAAGCAGCCUCUCUUUUACUUUCCAAAGGACACUUUCCCUAGCUAUUUGGAGUGGAUUCUAUCAUUCCCUUCUGUUCCUCAAGGCUCAAUUGGGAUUAUGUUCUGGAUUCUUUUGCUCAACAAAUUCGUUUCCAACUUGGAAUUUAUUGUCAAGACAUUUUCCACUAAGGUGGAAAAACCCGUUCCAAUUGUUAAGGUGGAAGAUCUGUCUCCAAAGUAG